This is a messenger RNA of Alosa alosa (allis shad), 2716 nucleotides long. RefSeq names its product phospholipase B1, membrane-associated. The coding region runs from base 1210 to 1836 and encodes 208 amino acids. The record is from RefSeq and is a predicted model, not a curated record. Gene Ontology annotation, cellular component: brush border membrane. Gene Ontology annotation, biological process: phospholipid metabolic process. Gene Ontology annotation, molecular function: phosphatidylcholine lysophospholipase A1 activity; retinyl-palmitate esterase activity; A2-type glycerophospholipase activity. Lineage: Eukaryota; Metazoa; Chordata; Actinopteri; Clupeiformes; Clupeidae. The transcript has 10 exons.
CUUAAUAGCAUUGGAGGCCAUGGAACCUUUGAAGAUGUCAUCACGCUUGCAAACAUUAUCAAGCUCUUCAACCCUGACCUGAUUGGUCCAGCUCCCACCAAGACGGUCCACGGUACCCCUGCGCCCCUCAGUGAGACCGGCUUCAACCUGGCCGUCACUGGACACAACACAUUUAAUCUUCCUGGACAGGUCAGACAUCUCAUUGACACCCUGAAAACGUACCAGGGUAUAGAUUUUGAUGAAGACUGGAAGCUUCUGACCAUCCUCAUAGGCAUGAAUGACAUCUGUGAUUACUGCAAAGAUAAGUCCCUCUUUUCAGUGGAAAACUUCAUCUACUACAUGACUGUGUCCUUGGAGAUGUUGAUGAAUGAGGUUCCACGGAUGAUCGUGAACGUGGUGCAGAUUCUGCCUAUGGAGACCCUGAGGGAGGUGCAGAAGCCCACCCCAGGCUGCCUGCUCCAGAGGUAUUUGACCUUUCACCCCCCCCGUCAUGUGACCGGGACUAGGCUGGCCGGCUAAAACAAUCACCAUUGGUCAUAUCUGACCUUUGUGCAUGCUUGACUCUCAUGCUCUCUGAAUGACAAAUACUUCUCGUAGAGUAGCGGCCCCUCAACAGCAGAGGCCUCAGUGCUAACUUGGCAAUAAGUGGAUGAAAAAGGCAAUUUCCGAAGAUUGAUGAUCUCUAACUACAAGUGUAAAGCGUAAUGAUCAGCGUUCAGGCCAGUGAACACUGAUGUCUCUGUCCUUGUCAGCAGUUUUGUCCACUUUUAUACUCUACCAACCACUACAGAAUAUAAUGUUCACAAUUGGGGUGAAUGCCAAGGGGUUUUAUGACUGUUUUAGUGCUUCAUUCCUCUGGGAGCUAAACCACCCUGUGGGCAAUGACAAACUAGGAGCUGUACAAUGACUGGUCACUGGAAUACGGCAUAAUAACAGAAUUUCUGUCCUUUUGUAUGUUUUUACACACUUGGAUGAAUAUUACAAACUUGUAUGUUUAUUACAAACUUGUAUGUUAUACGAUUGCUAAACCAAGCGUGCAUAUAUCUGCUCAAAAUGUAUGACAAUAUGCCAUGUUGUAAUUGCAUCCCAAAAACAAAUGUAGUAAUUUCCUUUUUUUUGAGCAUGCUUUCAUGUGAGUUCAAUUCAAACACAUUGGGUUGGAUUCAUGUAUGUGGAUUACGCCUAGUCCUGGACUAAAAGAGAACUUCAAUGGAGAUAUCCAUUGAAAAAGCCUUUUUGUCUGGGACCAGGCUUAAUCCACGUAUGGGAAACCGGGCCAUUGUGUCUGGAAAUGCGUUUGGUUCUGUUUUGUGCAGGUCUUUCUGUUCCUGUUUAGUGAAGCCAGCGACCGGCUCAGCUGAUCUGAAGGAACUGGUGUCGGUCAAUCUGGAGUUUCAGAAACGGCUAGAGCAGCUGCUCUACACAGAUCGAUUCUUCAAAAAGGACUUUGCUGUGGUCCUUCAACCCUUCCUCAAAUAUGCGGAUCCUCCACGGCUUCCGAAUGGGAAGAUUGACAUGAGCUUCUUCACACCAGACUGUUUCCACUUCACCAUGAAAGGACACGAAGAGCUGGCCAAGGGCCUGUGGAACAACAUGUUCCAAGCUGAGGGAGAGAAGUUAAUGGUAGAGAGUUUCUCUAAACCCAUUCCACUAAGAUGUCCUCCACCGGAUCACCCUUACAUCUUCACCAAGCCCAGCGCUGUGGAGAAUGGGCAGACCACUACUCCAUCAGAAGACGUCGCAACUUCCAGUGGGCAGAGGUCCUCCGUGCUCAGCUAUCUCUUGCCCCUCACCUACCUCCUCCUUCGGACUACCGUGGCUCUGACCUGCCUGUAACGCUCUGGACACUAAACCAGAGUUGGACACUUUCUUAGUGAUUGUUGUCUGACUGUUUUGAAGUGCUUUCCGAAACGAGGCUUUGACCAUUUGAUGUAAAUAUUUCUUUCAAGGUCUUUUUUCACUCUGUACAACCGUAAUCUCUGUAGUGACCACUAGAGGUCGAUUUUGCAUUUGUGCCGUCAUUGCCAUUGCUGUUAACAUCUGCAAUGGCCAAUACUGGCACGUGGUGAGAAGUCAGUUGUCGAUAAUUUAGGAAAGCCGUCUAGUCUACCACUCCUAUGAAAUGUGAUGUGCUUUUGCUUUUGCCAGUGUGGAAGCUGUUCCUUUUUCAUAACAUAAUCUAUGCACUAAAUCUGAACAGAAGGUAAUUACACUCCAGUUAUGUCAAAAAAGAGGGGACAUUUGAACCAUCUCUAAAACAUCAUAUCUUGAUCAGGAAGCGGCUGGGCUAAUUGGAGGUUAGACAGGGACCAGGUGCAAGUCAGAUUUAGCCCCAAUGUAAUGCAGUUCUAAUUUGUUUACCAAUGAAAAGUAAUUAGGCGAGCUUUUUCUGGUCCAGGGGCAGCAUGGCUUUCAAACUCAUUAAGCGCUGGAGGCAGAGGUGAAAGGGAAAUCUGUGGAAAGAACAAUAGCGCGGCUUCUAAAAGCAGGCCCUGCAUAAAGGUAAACCAGACUGGGGCACGCCGCACCCCCGGCUAAUGAGAUAACCGGAUCUGGAGGCUGCAACCUGAGACGUGUUUUCAGGCUUUCCCCCAACAGAACGUCAGUCCCUCGACUCCAGUCACAUCUCACGUCAAAAUACACAAUGAGGACCUGCUUAAGCCACUUACACAAGCCUGCCGCAGAAAUGAAAGAAUAAAAGAUGCAUUUGCCAUGC